CUCAAUGCCUCGAAAACUCUCAGCAACUUCUGUGAUCAGCAUCAUAACCACAUAUAUAUAGUACAUAUAACUCUAAUUUCUAACAAUGUUUUCCACAAAACCCAAUUACAAUCUCUAUACAUAUCAUUACUACUACUAAUAAUAAUAAUAAUAAGAUGGUGAUGAGCAAAUUGUAUUUAGAGAUGGAACAUGUUUUCCAAUACUUUGAUGAGAAUGGUGAUGGGAAAAUAUCAGCCUUGGAGCUAAGGAAUAGGCUUGGUGUUGUAUUGGUUGGAGAUGAGUUAUUGCCACUUGAAGAGGCAGAAGAGGCUGUGGAAUGCUUGGAUUUGGAUGGAGAUGGCUUCUUGGUAUUGGAUGAUCUUGUGAAUUUCAUGGAAUCGAGUACUCAUGAUGAUCAUGGUGAGCAGGAGAAGUUGCAAGAUUUGAGAAGAGCUUUUGAGAUAUAUGAUAUGGAAAGAGUUGGUUUCAUAACACCCAAAAGUUUGAGUAUGAUGCUUACUAGAUUGGGUGAGUCAAAAUCCAUUGAUGAAUGCAAAGUUAUGAUCAAACAUUUUGAUUUGAAUGGUGAUGGUAUGGUGAUGAGCAAAUUGUAUUUAGAGAUGGAACAUGUUUUCCAAUACUUUGAUGAAAAUGGUGAUGGGAAAAUAUCAGCCUUGGAGCUAAGGAAUAGGCUUGGUGUUGUAUUGGUUGGAGAUGAGUUAUUGCCACUUGAAGAGGCAGAAGAGGCUGUCGAAUGCUUGGAUUUGGAUGGAGAUGGCUUCUUGGGAUUGGAUGAUCUUGUGAAUUUCAUGGAUUCAAGUACUCAUGAUGAUCAUGGUGAGAAGGAGAAGUUGCAAGAUUUGAGAAGAGCUUUUCAGAUAUAUGAUAUGGAAGGAGUUGGUUCCAUAACACCCAAAAGUUUGAAUAUGAUGCUUACUAGAUUGGGUGAGUCAAAAUCCAUUGAUGAAUGCAAAGUUAUGAUCAAACAUUUUGAUUUGAAUGGUGAUGGUGUUCUUAGCUUUGAUGAGUUCAGGGUUAUGAUGCAGUAGUGGCUAUUAAUUAUAAUCAUUCAAUUUAUUGUUACAAUUCUUUAUUUAUUUAUUUUUUUUUUGUAUUUUGUAUGUUGUGUGUACAUUAAUACAAUUAAUAAUACUCAUAUUUAUUUAUUAUUUUCA
Molecule: messenger RNA, 1154 nt
Organism: Cannabis sativa
Lineage: Eukaryota; Viridiplantae; Streptophyta; Magnoliopsida; Rosales; Cannabaceae
Product: calcium-binding protein CML38-like
Exons: 2
Coding region: 156-1028 (290 amino acids)
Molecular function (GO): enzyme regulator activity; calcium ion binding
Source: RefSeq, a predicted model, not a curated record